GCAAACUUAAAAAGCCCUACCGCUACCACCACCGUUCUUAACAAACCCCUCCCUCCACUCCCCUCCCCGCUAUUCCCCUUUUCCAACACCACACUGAUUUUCCUUUAUUCCCACCGCCAUGAAAGACCACGAGGACGGCGAAGAGCUUCACUCCGACACUAACAAGCGCAAGCUCGAAGAGAAUAUUCAAUUGGCCAAACAAAAAGCUCAGGAAAUUGUUGCUAAGCUAGUCAGCAAUGCCGAGUCCAAACGCCCUCGUUUUGAGUAUGAACCCCCCGCUGCCGCCCCUGCGCCUCUAAACCCACCAUUAUCCUCUUCCACAUUUCCUGUUUCUUCUGGUACUCAAGCAGGUCCAUAUCAUGGUUUUCAAACCACAAGCAAGAAAAUAAAUAUUCCAAAUAUUAAGGUUGGAUUGAUUAUCGGGAAAGGAGGAGAAACAAUCAAAUACCUCCAACUCCAAUCUGGUGCUAAAAUUCAGAUCACCAGAGAUUUUGAAGCUGAUCCACAGUCUUUAACUAGAGACGUUGAAUUAAUGGGCACCUCAGAGCAAGUUAGCAGGGCAGAACAGCUUAUCAAUGAAGUGAUUGCGGAGGCAGAUUCAGGGGGUUCUGCCUCCACCACUAAUCAGGCAAUGAACUCGAGUCAACCUGGAGUUGAGCAGUUUGUAAUGAAGAUUCCUAAUAAUAAGGUUGCACUUGUCAUUGGAAAGGGAGGUGAAACUAUAAAGAGCAUACAGAGCAAGUCAGCUGCUCGUGUUCAGAUUAUCCCUUUGCACCUCCCUCCUGGAGAUACAUCGACAGAGAGAAGUGUUUAUAUUAAUGGGCUUAAGGAGCAGAUUGAGUCAGCCAAAGAGUUGAUCAACGAAGUCAUAAGCGGGAAACGUCUGGUAUCUGAAACUAAUAGCUAUGCGCAGCCAACAUACCCUUCUACCAACAAUUGGUCUCAAGCUGGACAACAACCUCCAUUGCAACAGCAGCAACCCCAAUAUGGUUAUGCACCAGGAACCUAUCCCCCGCCUCCGGGGCCACAAUAUUACAGCACCUACCCCCCAACUCAAGUAGCAAGCUGGGAUCAAUCGAACCAAUCGACCAUGCAGCCAUCAGACCAAAGUACGGGAUAUAAUUACUAUGGCCAACAGUCUCAGGUCGGGUCAGCUCCUCCUCCAUAUCAAGACUAUAGCUAUGGUCAGCCAGCCUCAAGUGGCACUCAUGGUUAUGAUCAAAGCUACUCCCAACAGGCACCAAGUUAUGGGCAGAUUCCACCAAGUUAUGAUCAACAAAACAUGUACCUUAACUCAGGAAGUGCACCACCUGCUUUGCCAUCAACAAAUGGAACCUCUGAAGGUACAUAUCCUACUGCAGCAUACCAAGCUUCCACUGGGUACUGGACUUACCAGACAGACCCGACCCAGUCGCUUCCUCAGACAGGAAAUGACCAGUCUGGGUCUUACCAAACCGUUAGUGGGGGUCAUGCGCAACCUCCUGUGUAUGGGCAGAGUGUGUACCCUCCUCCACCAGGUGUGUAUUCGGCUCCGGCUCCUCCUCCAGAGACAGUGGCUCCAAUCCAAUCACAACCACCACCAUCAGUUGAAACAUCCGAAGAUGGAAAUUUGAACAGUGGGCAAAACCUAGCUCCUACUGUGCAGGAAACUGCCAAUUCAGAAAGCUGACCAUGGAGUGGAUCGCGUGUAGUUUAUCAAGAGCUAUUUUUGUUCUUUCGUGCAUUUUUUAUAACUGAUAUAUAUAGAUAUAACAUACUUUGAUAGCGAUUUUAGAACCUCUAAUGAAUUUCCCUCAUUAAAAUGUGAA
This is a messenger RNA of Cucumis melo (muskmelon), 1808 nucleotides long. RefSeq lists its product as uncharacterized. The coding region runs from base 119 to 1669 and encodes 516 amino acids. Gene Ontology annotation, molecular function: mRNA binding. NCBI's taxonomy places the organism in Eukaryota, Viridiplantae, Streptophyta, Magnoliopsida, Cucurbitales, Cucurbitaceae. The transcript has 7 exons. Gene Ontology annotation, biological process: regulation of gene expression. The record is from RefSeq and is a predicted model, not a curated record. Gene Ontology annotation, cellular component: cytoplasm.